UAAUGCCACUUUAUUUAGUCGCUCGAGGCAGUCAGUGGACUACUGAAGUCACUAUGGAUGAACUGUAAAAGUCGCUGAGGACGGUAGCCAACCAGCUUGGACAUGUUUCAUAGUUAUAUGAAUUUUGUUACACGGAAACAAUAAUUUAAAAUGUUUACUUCAGAUGGAUUGCUUUUGUUAGUCCUUUACAACACAGAUAUUUGACCCGGUCUAAAAAGUAAGAGCAUUCGGACUUCCAAACUUGAAAACUCACCUUUUUGCUGUACGAAGCAGAAAGCCCUGCUCCGGACUUAAUGGAGAUAUAUCGGAGCGUCGGAGUCCUGGGACAACUCAUCAACACCUUUCGCGUUGGAUAAUAGAUAUUUCAUAUGGCGUGAAGGAUAUUGCAUAUUUGUUAUUCUUCCAAAGACUGGGGAGCACCUUGCCAAAAAAUAGCGCGUCAGAGAAGAUUCUCAUACCAUAAUAAGACGCAUCAAAUAAAGACAGUUCUAUAAAACCCACUACCCUAAAACUGCAAUCUGGGCAUACCAUGAUAAGCUACUCUUUUACUUUUGGGGGGUUGUGGUGGAGCACAUAUUGUAUUAUGCUUAUUGUCGGCAGCAAUUAUUUAUUUGAUGGAAAUAACGAUAUCCAUCCAAACUUUGUUCACCGGCGGUUGCGGACUCACGAGAAAAGAGAGAUGCAAAAAGAAAUUCUCUCUAUACUCGGGCUGCCACACAGACCCCGACCGCAUCUGUCACAUGACAAGUACAACUCGGCACCCCUCUUCAUGCUUGAUCUUUACAAUACCAUAUCAAAUGAAGAGAAAACAGAUAUGGAGGGGAUUUUGGACCAGUAUAAAUCUAUGUUCACCACCCAAGGACCUCCUUUGGCCACGUUCCAGGACAGUACCUUCUUGAACGACGCCGAUAUGGUGAUGAGCUUUGUUAAUUUAGUGGAGUACGACCGAGAGCUCUCACCACAGCGGCGGCAUCACAAGGAGUUCAAAUUCAACCUGUCCCAGAUCCCCGAGGGAGAGGCCGUCACUGCCUCAGAGUUCCGCCUCUACAAGGAGUGCGUCAGCCAGGCCUUCAAGAACGAGACCUUCCUCAUCACCGUCUACCAAGUGGUGCAGGAGCGCCCGGGCAGGGAUGCCGAUCUCUUCCUGCUGGAGUCUCGGAAGCUGUGGGCAGCCGAGGAAGGCUGGCUGGAGUUUGACAUCACAGCCACCAGCAACCUAUGGGUGAUGAGUCCCCAUCACAACCUGGGACUACAGAUUAGUGUGGAGACCAGCAAUGGGAGGAGCAUCAGCCCAAAAGAGGCGGGACUUGUGGGGCGUGACGGGGCUCUGGAGAAGCAGCCCUUCAUGGUGGCCUUCUUCAAAGUUAGCGAAGUGCACAUACGGUCCGUCCGCUCAACAGGCAAGAGGCGACAGCAGAACCGCAACCGCUCCACCCAGCCACAAGAGGCAGCCAAGGGCCCAGGCAUUUCAGAUUACAACAGCAGCGACCAGAAGACAGCUUGCAGAAAGCACGAGCUGUAUGUCAGCUUCCGGGAGCUGGGCUGGCAGGACUGGAUUAUUGCACCAGAGGGAUAUGCUGCCAACUACUGUGAUGGAGAGUGCUCCUUCCCCCUUAAUGCCCACAUGAAUGCCACCAACCACGCCAUUGUGCAGACACUGGUCCAUCUCAUGAACCCGGAGAAUGUCCCCAAACCCUGCUGCGCCCCUACGAAGCUGCACGCCAUCUCCGUGCUCUACUUCGACGACAACUCCAACGUGAUCCUGAAGAAGUACAAGAACAUGGUGGUGAGAGCCUGUGGAUGCCACUGACCCCACCGGACCGUCGCAAGCCCAACGGCUGCAGCAGACACUGCCUGUACGCCACAUGGGUGUCACAGGCGUGUGCGUGUACGUGUGCGUGUAUGCGUGUGUAGUAUGGGUGUGUGUGUCCGUGUGUGUGUGAGUGAAAUAAUACCCAUUACCUUCGCCCCGCCCUCUCCUCACUGCAGCGACUCGGGGCGAUCGAAGGACUGCUACAUGACCAGAAAAAUGUGCUGCUUUCUCCUCUGACCCGAAUUCACACCAUUCCAAACCCUGUAGCUACUCUAGCGGUGCGGUUCUCGCAUGGCGAGCGAUCAGGCGUGCUCAGUCGUCCACUUUAAAGCCUCUUGAUGAUGGACUGAUUAGUAUGUCAUUGCAGAGAAAACAAUGCUGUUGGUGAGAUGUACUCAGAUGUCACUGAAAAUGAAUAUAAUGCUUUUUAGGACAGUGGGAAAAAAUAUUAACCAAACCAGACUCUAUCUCUAAUACAGAUAUCUAUAUCAGACUAACCAAAGCUUGAUCUUAACAUAUAAAAUUCCAUUUGAAUCUAAUUUUUAUAAUUAGUAUUAUGAUACAAGUUAUGUAAUUGUUCAAACCUUCCUGCAAUUCUUAGCUGUUCCUCAUAGUAUAUGCAGGAAGCUACUACUCACAACCCUCCCCCACCAGACCCCCUUCUAAAGAAAAAGCCAAACUUCAUUUGAACCAGGAAAUGACCGUGCUGUUGCAUUUGUAAACAAGCCUAUAUUUUCAGAGCAUAAGUAUUUUACUGUAUCCUAGUCAUUUUGUGUUGAUAUUUAACCAAGUUUAGUGUCAAAAAUGUAAUGCCUCAGUUUGUUUCUCAAUUUUGAUGGCAUAGAAUUGAGAAUAAUUGCAACUUGGUACAAUUGUUUCCUAAACAAGCACAAGAUCUUUCAACACAACAAAAUCUGCUGCAGCAAUAAAGAAUAGCUAUUCUAGAGAUAACUACACCGUCUUAUCUAUCCCACCACAAAUUAUGAACCACGAUAAGAAAAAAAUACCUCCAGAAGCUGCUGUCUACAUUUUUCUGAAUCAUGUUUAGACUUCCACUUUGUAUGUAAAUACUUGUACAUUAUUCAGCUUAUUUAUUGCACCUCAUAAGUUACAUGCCAUCUUACAAUGAAACAAACAAGACUAUUUUUGGAAAAGAAGUUUUAUUACAAAAUCUUUGCAGAAAUCCAUGUUAGCAACUCGCAAUUAUUUUUUGUUGCAAUAUUUUUGUUUGUAAAAAAACUUCAUGGGCAGUGGACAACCCACUCAUAGAAAAUACUACUUUCCUUCACUCGAGCCUGUCUACACCAAGUGCUAUCCAUAAAGGUUUUACUGACAUUAA
Anguilla anguilla (European eel) is the source of this 3152-nucleotide messenger RNA. It is a transcript of the gene bmp6, whose product is annotated as bone morphogenetic protein 6. Gene Ontology annotation, cellular component: extracellular region. Lineage: Eukaryota; Metazoa; Chordata; Actinopteri; Anguilliformes; Anguillidae. Bases 530 to 1810 code for a protein of 426 amino acids. The transcript has 7 exons. Gene Ontology annotation, biological process: SMAD protein signal transduction. The record is from RefSeq and is a predicted model, not a curated record. Gene Ontology annotation, molecular function: growth factor activity; cytokine activity.